Messenger RNA from Ceratotherium simum simum (southern white rhinoceros), 2062 nucleotides. NCBI's taxonomy places the organism in Eukaryota, Metazoa, Chordata, Mammalia, Perissodactyla, Rhinocerotidae. The record is from RefSeq and is a predicted model, not a curated record.
AGCAAAGCCAGCCUUCCUGCCUCUCCUGGCUGCUUCUACCGAAUCACUUCCUGGCUUUCAGCAUUUACACAAGUGACCUGUAUGCCCCUGGCUUGGAGGUGCCGGCAGCUGGCUUGGUGCUCCUCUCAGCUGCCCACCAUGGCCCGGGGACUGCCCAGCACUGCGGGCCUGGUGCGCUUCUGCCAGAAGCUGAACCGGCUGAAGACAGUGGAGGAGACCACCAGGGAGACGUCGCUGCGGCGCCACCUGACCACGCUGGACCUGACCCUGCUGGGUGUGGGUACCAUGAUGGGCUUCGGCCUCUAUGUGCUCAUGGGCACCGUGGCCAAGGAGAUGGCCGGCCCUGCGGUGGUCGUGUCCUUCACUGUGGCUGCCGUGGCCUUCCUGCUGGCAGCCCUAUGCUACACAGAGUUUGGGACACGUGCGUCUGGCAGGGACUGUGCCUACCUGUUUACCUACGUGUCCAUGGGUGAGCUGUGGGCCUUCCUCAUUGGCUGGAUCGUUCUCCUCCGGUGCCUCAUUGCUGGUGCUGCCAUGGCCCACACCUGGAGUGGCCACCUGGACGUCAUCUUCAGCCACCGCAUCCACAGCUUCACUGAGGCCCAUGUGGGCAUCUGGCAGGUGCCCUUCCUGGCCCAGUACCCAGACUUCUUGGCUGCUGCCAUCCUACUUUUAAUCUCCGCAUUCGUCCCCUGUGGAGCCCGUGUCUCUUCCUGGCUCAGCCGCACCUUCUCUGCCAUCAACCUGGUCAUUGUCCUCUUCAUCAUCAUCCUGGGGUUUGUCCUGGCCCGCCCGCACAACUGGAGUGCUGAGGAAGGGGGCUUUGCACCCUUCAGCUUCUCCGGCAUCAUGGCCGGUGCCGCCACCUGCUUCUACACCUUUGUGGGCUUUGGUGUCAUUGUUGGCUCCAGCGAGGAGGCCCGGAACCCGCAGCGAUCUGUGCCUAUAGCAAUUGUCAUCUCGCUUGGCCUAGCAGCUGGCACCUACAUUCUCGCCUCCACUGUGCUCACCCUCAUGGUGCCCUGGCACAGCCUGGACCCUGACUCGGCGCUUGCUGAUGCCUUCUACCAGCGGGGCUAUAGCUGGGCGGGCGUCAUCGUGGCGGCUGGUGCGAUCUGUGGCAUGACCACUGUCCUGAUCAACAACCUCUUUUCCCUGCAACGCAUGGUCCAUGCCAUGGCCGUCGAUGGGCUCAUCUUCCAGGUGUUUGCCCACGUGCACCCCCGGAUACAGGUGUCUGUGGUGGGCAUCCUGGUGUUCGGGGUCCUCAUGGCUUUCCUGGCUCUGCUGCUGGACCUCGAGGCACUGGUGCAGUUCCUGUCCUUCGGUGUACUGCUGACCUAUACCUUUAUGGCCACCAGCAUUAUGGUGCUACGCUUCCAAAAGUGCCCUCCAUCCAUUUCCUCGGGCCCAGCCAGCCCUGGCUCCGUGGCCAGGGAGUAUGAUGACUCAUCAGGCCACACGGAGCUGGUGGGCACAGAGCAGGCCUCAGCCCCUGAGCCUGGGCAGCUGCGACCAGCCCUGAGAUCCUACCUUGGCUUCCUGGGUGGGUGCCGGCCUGGAGCCACCGUGGCUUGGGCACUCGGUGUCCUGGUGGCCUCGGCCAUCACUCUGGACUGCGUGCUGGUCUUCGGGGACUCGGCCCUGCACCUCCCUCUCUGGGGGUACACCCUGCUGCUCCUGCUCAGCUCUGUCAUGUUUCUGCUCAGUCUCCUUGUCCUGGGGGCCCACCAGCAACAGCGCCGGCAGGACACCUUCCAGGUUCCCCUGGUGCCCCUGACUCCAGCCCUGAGCAUCCUCCUCAACAUCUUCCUCAUGCUGCAUCUGAGCUCCCUGACCUGGCUGGGCUUCUCCAUCUGGCUGCUGAUUGGACUCACGGUGUAUUUUGGCUACGGCAUCCGGCACAGCAAGGAGAACCAGCGGGAGCGGCCGAGGUUGACUGCCCCACGCAGCAGCCUGGAGGAGACGGUGCAGGCCCUGUAGCCCCUCAGUCAGACACUGGCCCAGGAUCCUGGCCACACGGAGCAGCCUGCCAGUCCAUGAGGACCGCUGGGGGCCUGCC